This is a messenger RNA of Peromyscus maniculatus bairdii (prairie deer mouse), 3207 nucleotides long. RefSeq names its product NSF attachment protein beta (gene Napb). The record is from RefSeq and is a predicted model, not a curated record. Gene Ontology annotation, molecular function: soluble NSF attachment protein activity; syntaxin binding. Gene Ontology annotation, cellular component: terminal bouton; synaptobrevin 2-SNAP-25-syntaxin-1a complex; vacuolar membrane. NCBI's taxonomy places the organism in Eukaryota, Metazoa, Chordata, Mammalia, Rodentia, Cricetidae. Gene Ontology annotation, biological process: regulation of synaptic vesicle priming; SNARE complex disassembly; intracellular protein transport.
AGUCGGUGGAGGAGGCUUUGGCGGCUGCGGGCGACAUGGACAACGCAGGGAAGGAGCGAGAAGCGGUCCAGCUGAUGGCGGAGGCCGAGAAACGAGUGAAGGCCUCCCACUCCUUCCUCCGAGGACUGUUCGGAGGAAACACGAGAAUAGAAGAAGCAUGUGAAAUGUAUACCAGAGCCGCAAAUAUGUUCAAGAUGGCCAAGAAUUGGAGUGCUGCAGGAAAUGCGUUUUGUCAAGCCGCCAAGCUCCACAUGCAGCUUCAGAGCAAGCAUGACUCUGCCACGAGCUUUGUCGAUGCUGGAAAUGCUUACAAGAAGGCAGACCCCCAAGAGGCUAUCAACUGCUUAAAUGCAGCCAUCGACAUUUACACAGACAUGGGAAGGUUUACAAUCGCAGCCAAGCACCACAUCACGAUUGCAGAGAUCUAUGAGACUGAGCUUGUGGACAUUGAGAAGGCUAUUGCACAUUAUGAACAAUCUGCCGAUUAUUACAAAGGAGAAGAGUCUAACAGCUCUGCUAACAAGUGUCUGCUGAAGGUGGCAGCCUAUGCUGCACAGCUGGAGCAGUAUCAGAAAGCCAUCGAGAUCUACGAGCAGGUAGGAGCAAACACUAUGGAUAACCCCUUGUUGAAGUACAGUGCAAAGGAUUACUUCUUCAAGGCAGCACUCUGUCACUUUAUAGUGGAUGAGCUGAAUGCCAAGCUGGCUCUUGAGAAGUACGAGGAAAUGUUCCCAGCAUUUACUGACUCCAGAGAAUGUAAAUUAUUGAAAAAACUUCUAGAAGCUCAUGAAGAACAGAACAGUGAAGCUUACACUGAAGCCGUGAAGGAGUUUGACUCAAUAUCACGCUUGGAUCAGUGGCUGACCACCAUGUUGCUUCGAAUCAAGAAGUCCAUCCAAGGGGAUGGAGAAGGAGAUGGAGACCUCAAGUGAAGUGCUGACAUCUUUGUGGCAUGCAGCUCAUUCCUUUUUAGUUUUGUCUUCAAGCAAGGCAGUCUUUCCAGGAUGCCCAUUUAAUGACUUAUUUUGUUGUAAAUAAGCCACACAAUUUAUGUAUUGUUUCAGCUCACCAUGUCUGUGUUACUGUGAGAAUGGGAGGCUUGUAUUCAGUUGGUGGUUAAGACAACCAAAGUAUAUAAUGCUUAUCAGAAUCCUCAUAGUUUUCUGAGAUGUACUGCCGAAUCUUAUUCCUGUUCUUCUGAUAUUUUCAGGGCCCACGUUCAAUGUUGCCAUGUGCUUUUCUUUUUUCCUAAACUCUGGUACUUGACCCAGUUUUAUAGAUGCUUUGCAAAGACGUUGUGUAUUGGUAUUGGAUGGACCCUUUAUACAAGUGGCUUAGUUUAGGAUGGUUAUUAGGAAUAAGUUGGUAGUUGAGUAGAAACUGUCUAGCUUUCUUUUAUAGUUAUUUUGAUGGUGCUAGUGAAGAAUACAUUUGCUUUUUAUUUUGCCCCAUAUGCUCACACAUACAUGGCAAACACUGAGAAUAGCUGGGAUCUGUUGGCAUCAUUUGCAUUAUAAGGGGAAGGAACUUGCUGGCAGGUCGUGUGGUCCUAUUUCUUGUAUGGAUGAAUGUCGGGGUGGAUUUCAUUGAUAUUUUUAACUUACACACAAAACCUAUGAGAAAUGGAGUUUUCCCCUUCUCAAGAGUUUCCACUUUUAGUCGUAAUGGAAAUCCCUUCUUCAUAUUUGCAUAAAAAUAUUAUAAUUGGCAUUUCCUUUGUUCUCCCAUUUAUACACUCCUCACAUUGUCUUCUGGACCAUGGGCAUGCCAAGCUUGAGCAGAGCUGGAUAGAAGAUUCCAGCUGAAGCUUGAGAAUAUGUGUGGUUAAGUGUCCAUUUGUUGGACAUGGUGGUUAAGUGGGGGUCAGUGUGGCAUAAGAAUUUAUGUUAUAUCUGGUUGAAUAAGAACCUAACCUGUGUCUGAUGGUCCCUGGUUUAUUUCUUAACUGGUGGUGUGAUUUCACUUGUGUGUAUGCACUCUGUUGUCCCAUUUGAUUUAUAUAAGAUGUAUGCUCUGUUAUUUCAGAUUCUGACACCCCCUGCUUAUAUGCUGAUACAGUACUGUAGACAUGGCCUUGCUUCCUGAGUCUCUUGUGCAUAUUUGUAUGCUGAGAUGAUUUGUGCUUGAAGAGCAUGUGUUACUAGAAAUACUUCAUAGUCCUAAUGUGCUGCUGUCAUGUGACAGACAAUGAAACUCCUGAUUAAUCAGGUAUGAAAUGGCACUGGAAUGGUGUUUUCAUCUUUGGAUGGCCCUAGAGUAGGGUCGGUGGUUCUUCCUGUGCCAGGCCCAGGGCUCAAAGAGGAGAGUUUGGGGACAGAUAAGCAAGUCAGGUCUUUCAGAAGAGAAAGGAAGUAGCAGGAUGGGGCUAGAGACAUGGUUCCUGCUCUUCCAGGGGGCCCAAGUUUGAUGCCCAGCACCCUUGUUGGGUGGCUCAAAACCACCUGUAGCUCCAGUUCCCCCAGGAGUUCUGGUACCUUCUUCUGCCCUCAAUAAGCACAUGCAUACAGAUACACACAUACAGGUGAAUGAAUAUAUACAUACAUGUAGGCAAAACACUCAUAUGUAAAAUCAUAAAUCAAUCUUUUAAAUAUUAAAGAAAAAAUUAGGAGAUGAAGUUGAAAUUGGUCCCAUGAGGACGGGUGGUCGGUGUCUGUCAGGCAUUGUGAAGACUCCAUAGCCCUGCCAUGGUAGUCAUGGUGUGUGCAGGAAGCUCAAAGACCUCUGUAUGUCGGGAAAAGAAAGAAUGUGCCCUAGAAUCUGAUGAGGAUUCCUUUUCCCCUCAAUGCUUUUUGGGGUUUCUGAAUGAAAGCUGGCUGUACCAAAGGUACCAUUUGCACUCAAGCCUCGUGGAUCCUUUUUGACUCCAUUAGAAUCUCUUAUGAAAAGACAGAAAAGUGAGUGACUGAGGCUGGAGAGACACCUUGUCUACUCUUCCAGUGGACCCGUGUUUAAGUCCCAGCAACCAUAUGGGGACUCACAGCUGUCUGUAAACUCCAGUCCUAAGGGAUCGAUCAUCCUCUUCUCGCCUCCACAGGCACCAGGCAUGCAUGUGGUGCACAAACAUACAUGUAGACAAAACACACAUACACUUAAAAAUAAGUUUUUUUAAAACUCUGGAUUAUAGAAAAGUGAGUUAUUGCUUUAUUCACAACCAACUACAGGCAGCCUUCCUUGGAAGUGAGGUGUGUACAUGGCUCUAAGUCAGUU